This is a messenger RNA of Phyllostomus hastatus (greater spear-nosed bat), 951 nucleotides long. RefSeq names its product olfactory receptor 52A1-like. The record is from RefSeq and is a predicted model, not a curated record. Gene Ontology annotation, molecular function: G protein-coupled receptor activity; olfactory receptor activity. Gene Ontology annotation, biological process: G protein-coupled receptor signaling pathway. NCBI's taxonomy places the organism in Eukaryota, Metazoa, Chordata, Mammalia, Chiroptera, Phyllostomidae. The transcript has a single exon. Bases 1 to 951 code for a protein of 316 amino acids. Gene Ontology annotation, cellular component: membrane.
AUGGAAUUUACCAACAUGUCAUAUCUGAACCCAAAGACAGUGAUUCUGAUUGGGAUCCCUGGACUACAGCAUGUGCAGUUUUGGAUUGGAUUUCCCUUUCUUGGUGUAUGCCUGGUGGCUCUUCUAGGAAACAUUUUCUUGUUAAUCAUCAUCCCUACAGAACGCAGUCUUCACCAACCCAUGUACAUCUUCCUGGCAGUGCUGGCAGCCACUGACCUAGGUCUCUGUGUAGCCAUUGCUCCAAAGAUGUUGGCCAUCUUCUGGUUUGGCUCUUGCUCCAUGGCUUUUGAUGCCUGCCUCACCCAGCUCUUCUUCAUUCAUGCCUUGCAGGGUAUGGAAUCUGGCAUUCUGUUGGCCAUGGCCUUUGAUCGCUAUGUUGCCAUCUGUGAUCCUUUGAGGUACACAUCCAUCCUUACACCUUUCUUUUUAGUUCUGACAAUUCUGAUGCUGGCAAUCCGGACAACAGUGCUUGUUGGGAUUUUGCCCAUUCUACUUAAACGACUACAAUUUUUCCAGUCUGUGGCUAUUGGUCAUUCCUACUGUGAGCAUAUGGCUGUGGUCAAGCUGGCUGCAGAAGAUGCCCAUAUCAACAAGUCAUAUGGGCUUUUUGUAGCUUUUGCAAUUCUAGGUUUUGACAUGAUCUUUGUCUUGAUCUCCUACAUUCUAAUUUUUCAGGCUGUUUUUCGUCUUUCCCAGAAGGAGGCACGACAUAAAGCAUUCAGCACCUGUGCUGCCCAUAUUGUUGUCUUCCUGGAGUUUUAUAUCCUUGCCUUUUUUUCCUUCUUCAGCCACCGCUUUGGACAUGUGUCACCCCAUGCCCAUAUCCUAUCAUCUACCAUCUAUCUUCUUGUGCCCCCUGCACUUAACCCCAUUGUCUAUGGUGUGAAGACCAAAGAGAUCCGCAGGAGAGUCAAACAGAUUUGUAUCCUGAAGCCUGACACACAGAAGUGA